UAGCUUCUGGCCCUCAUCAAAUCCGCACCUGUGCGCCAUGGCUUCAGGUGUGCUCGGCUCAUUGAACUCCGCUAGCACUGGUGGCAGCCAGACAAACUUGGACACUGUAAGCGUAAUCAGCUUUUGGGAUCGAAAUGGGCGAUAAGGAUGUCGAUAUUUUGCGACCACUCAGCGAUGACGAAGUGGAUGAGCUGAUGCAGUUGUAUGGCGAGAAAUAUGGACCACUCAAUUUCCACUAUCUCUUGCUGUACAAUCAGCGCAAAUGGGAUCGCCAGCUGGACGCGGCGGGCAUUUCCCGGACAGAUGAGGCUAACCUAUCGCUGCGCAAGCGCUUCUAUACGCAUCGAACUGGCGGCUUUCGACAAUACGGCACAUACGUGAGCCUGCACCGGGACGUGGUGCAGAGCGUGUCCUUUUACAGCUGGCAGCCCGUGGAGCCGGCGGAGCUGUUCACCUGCCUGGAGCAAACACAGCGCAUUGAAUGGUCAAACGGUGCGCUGCUGACCAACGUUGAUCUGGAGCAUUGCGCACGCGUCAAGGAGAUUGCCAGCAGGAAGGGAGCGAGUGGCAUACAGGCACGUGAGUGCUACGGCAUGGUAUUGCCACAUGCCGAGGCGCGCACGGUGCACGUGCCCGAUCUGCUGUCAGACUUUGAGCUGCGCCGGCUGUGCGAUGAGGAUGCGGCCAUGGUUCAUGCUGUUUGGCCCAAUAAGGGCGAAGGAUCGCUGGCAUACAUACGUGCUUUAAUCAAGUACAAUAGAACACUGGGCGCCUGUCGCAGCGACACUGGCGAGCUAAUCGCCUGGAUAUUCCAAAACGAUUUCUCCGGUCUUGGCAUGUUGCAGGUGCUGCCAAAGGCAGAACGGCGUGGCCUCGGCGGUCUCUUGGCCGCGGUCAUGACCAAACUGAUUGCCAAAGGGGAAGAGGUUACGCUCACCGCAUGGAUUGUCGCCAGCAACUGGCGCUCGGAGGCGCUGCUCACUCGCAUUGGCUAUAAGAAGGCCGUUGUGAACGAGUGGAUCAAGCUGUUGCCUGCAUAAUAUGCGGCCGGAUCUGGGUAAAAUAGCUGAUUGGUUAUAGUGAGGGAAGCCACGAAAUAUAGGACAUAUAUGGAACUAAAAUAGAAACGAUUAUACACUAUACACGCUUUUAUUUCUUUUUUAUAUAUAAUAUAAUAAUGGAGACUUCUAACCAGAUGUAGUUUUGUUAGAAUGCAUUCGAGUUCAAUGGACGUCAGUCUCAGAUAGCACGGAUUGAUUAAGGCUUUCCACGGGAGUUAGUGAAUUGUUGUCAAAGUCUACAUCUAAAAGAAAAAUACAAACUGCAAAACGAAAUGAAAUAUAUCCAAUCUCAUUUAAAAUACAUUCAAGAAUAUAUAAGCAAUCAGAAUACUUUACGUCCGCAUAUAUGAACUAUUCCGUUGCGCCAUAG
This is a messenger RNA of Drosophila novamexicana, 1431 nucleotides long. RefSeq lists its product as uncharacterized. The transcript has 2 exons. Bases 135 to 1040 code for a protein of 301 amino acids. Gene Ontology annotation, molecular function: acyltransferase activity, transferring groups other than amino-acyl groups. The record is from RefSeq and is a predicted model, not a curated record. Lineage: Eukaryota; Metazoa; Arthropoda; Insecta; Diptera; Drosophilidae.